CUCUCAGUGUUUUAAGGAAGCAAACUCUUAACAAAGAACUCACACAAAAUAUAAAGCAUUCCAUGUCAGCGGCUUCCUUCAGCUCUAGGAAGGUCCCCACUCAACACGUGAGAGCAGAAGGGGGGCGAGGUCAAACUCCCCACCAGGCAGCUCAUUGACCAGGGAGUGUGUUCACUGCGGUCCCUCGAACACAGAGCAGGCUCCAACACCGUCACACGGGCAUCCUCGGCGUUGAUGCUGGUGGGGUGCUGACCCCAUCAUUGCCGGGACAGCGGUCAACACCGAAGCCUGCAGCAGGGGAGGGUGCGGCCAGCCUCGGCCUGUGUAACCCAUUGUUUAUAAAGAGCCACUGGCCGCAGAAGCCACCAAGCUCUCAAGCCAGCCGUGGGUUCUUUGCUGAGGAACAAGCCUGGAAAGUAAGAGAGAAAAUGAAAACAAGGAGGGAGGCUGACCCGGGCCAUACACGGUGACCAUGAAGCAGGACGCCAUCUCCCCGACGGGUGGGCGGAGGACUCGGCUACUCCCCUGGCCAUACAAGGCUUGGCCAGAGCUCUCACGGGGCCACACCCCUUGUGUCACCCUUGCCCUCGCAGCUGGGUGCUCUACAGAUGUGAGACACAAGCCAGUAACACCAGCAAGAAAGGAGCUUGCCGAGGGCGGCGUCUGGAGAAGGUUCUUGGGAGGCUGUCAGAAAUGAGUUUCUCACUGAACUUCACACUGCCGACCAACACGAUAGAGACAGUAAGUAAAAGCCCAGGCCCCAGGGACUCCAGCGUGCUCACUGAGGUUGGUGAUGAAGUAAAUAACAGGUCUGACCAGAACUUUGCCAAGUUCAAGUGAAAGACAAAAGCAUACACUUCUGGUGCUCACUGGGCCCUCAUGACAGCCCUAGAGACUUCCUCCCCAGUUGUUACAGGUGGGAAAGAAGCAGACUGUGGGCCUUCUCUUGGGUUAGCAGCCGGCAUCCCGUCCCUGGUGGCCACAGCCCUGCUGGUGGCUUUACUGUUUAUACUGAUUCGCCGAAGAAGCAGCAGCAAGGAGUCCGCCGAGGAAAGUGAGAGGCCAUGUGAAAUUUCAGAAAUCUAUGACAAUCCCAAGAUUGCUGAGAAUCCUAGGAGGUCACCCACACAUGAGAAGAAUAUUACGGGAGCAGAAGAAGCCCACAUAUAUGUGAGGACUGUAGCAGGAAGUGAGGAACCCAUGCAUGACACUUACCGUCCUACUGUUGAAACAGAGAGAAGAAGGGGAUUGUGGUGGCUUAUGCCCAGACUGAGUCUGGAAUGACGCAUUUCAGUCAAGGAGAAGAUAUGGAGCUGGAACAGAGCUGAAAACCCAUGGAUUUUUGCUCGGAAUGAGGAGAGAUGCCAAGCUGCUUCUUAACCUAUCUAAAUUUCAUGUGUAGAUCUGGAAAACUUUCAGGUUGGUUUGUCUCUGUAGGUGACAGAGCUAAAGGUUCAUUCCAACACUCGGAUCUUGUUUAAUAAGCAGUGAAGCACCAAGUGAGGUCCAGAAGGAGCCCUUUGAUCCUAUUCUUGACCUAUGCUUUUCUUUUCUUUAUGAUUUUGGGGAAGGGACUUGAUUUCUGUGUGUUUUGCCUUAUCUUUUUUCACAUCUCUUUUCUCAAAAAAAAAAAAAUCAUCAGACCUGGCUUCUGUGGGAAGGUUGGCCAAGGUCAGCAUGGUGCAAGUUGGGAUAUAAAUAAAACUUAAAUUGGA
Molecule: messenger RNA, 1715 nt
Organism: Neofelis nebulosa (Clouded leopard)
Lineage: Eukaryota; Metazoa; Chordata; Mammalia; Carnivora; Felidae
Gene: OPALIN
Product: oligodendrocytic myelin paranodal and inner loop protein
Exons: 7
Coding region: 880-1284 (134 amino acids)
Cellular component (GO): plasma membrane; cell-cell contact zone
Source: RefSeq, a predicted model, not a curated record